CCCGACUUGGACGCUUACAGCUGCUUACGGCCGACCCCCCGUCCAUCAUGGCGCAGGAGAAGGGGGAGGUGAAAGCUCAUCCUUUCUUGUUCGAGGAUUCCUUUCAGGUGAAGAGCCAGGAGCUCAGUGGGAUCGUUCCACCCGGGCGUUGGAGGUCGAAACUUGGGAUUCGUCGAUGUUGCCUCUUGCCCACCGGCUAUUUUUCUUGGAACUCCUUUUUGAACCAGAUUUUUAUUUGUAGUUUUAUGUUCUUUGUUGGCCCGCUCUUUUGAAUGCGAACAGCCACAGGGGCGAAGGCCACUGAGUGGAUCUGAGUCAAUCACCCUCGAUCUAUUGGAUCGAUAUCCUUCCACAGAAAGUGAAGGUCCAAUUUAGCAGAUGCCUUGUUGCUGGCGAACACGUUAGGCAAAGUGUCGGGCCCCCCCAAACCUGGCCCUGUGGGCCAAAACUGAGCGGAUCGUUGGGAAGAAAGUGCGACUUCUUGGAAGUAUACAAGUCUAUUUUUGGCAUCCGUUUUCUUUCUACCAAUUUUUCACAUUGGAUGUGGCUUCAAACAUGUCCUUCCUAUACAAGGUUCCUCGCUGGGUUGGGAUGGUACUCUGGUACUCGAUCUCCUUCGACCUUUCAGCCGACUCCACGGUCGCCAGCUGUGGACAACAGUCGCUUCGAGCGUGCGGGGCGCAUGGACUGCGAGUCCACGACCUUCGCAGAGAACAACUUGGAGAUCGCCGCUGUGCUGUGAGAUUGACCGAGUGGCUGAAGCGGACGGUGGAAAGGGGGAAAUGGGGUGAAGUCAGAGAGGCAGUGGAUGAUGGAGGGAUUUGGGCGCAUUUGGACUUCUCCUUUAUCUCCUUUUUGGGCCUCUGAGCCUUUUUGGCAGAGCAAAAAGAGACAUCAUGAAGCCUUCUGUCUCGGGCUCGCAUCUGAGGACAUCAACAACAUCAUCUACCCUGUGACGCCAGGGGAGCAGAUCUAUGUGGCCAUCACCAACAACGUGAGCUCAGCGGAUGAACCCCGAUCGCUCACGACAGCCUACGACCAUGAUGAGCGGCUUCUAGGGCCCUCAGUGAUGGACCAGUUCGACUACGUGAUGUUUGGAAAGGUCUACAAGAAAGAGGUCAAAAAGGAAGACAACUUGGCCGUGGUGUGGGCCUCUUACGGUGGACUGCUCAUGAAGCUCAGAGCACAAGCGCCGCAAUUGAAUGAGUUCCACCUGAAUGACAACAUCUACUUCAUGAUGCGAAAGGCCCAGGCUGACGAGCAAGAUGGCUGAGACAUGCCUGGACGCCUGGAAGCGAGAAAGAGGAAAAAGAGGUGGCCCGUUUUGGUGUGGAAGAGCCUGCACUGUUUGCGCACGUCCGGAGUUUUGUGCAGGGUCGCGGGAGAGAGCCAAGGCUGAAGAUGCUUCAUUUGUUCAGGACAUCAUCUCGAUGCCAAGAAUACAAAACAACAAUAGCAUCCCUGC
Messenger RNA from Durusdinium trenchii, 1465 nucleotides. The record is from the annotation of a GenBank genome assembly. Lineage: Eukaryota; Dinophyceae; Suessiales; Symbiodiniaceae.